Messenger RNA from Chiloscyllium plagiosum (whitespotted bambooshark), 4352 nucleotides. The record is from RefSeq and is a predicted model, not a curated record. NCBI's taxonomy places the organism in Eukaryota, Metazoa, Chordata, Chondrichthyes, Orectolobiformes, Hemiscylliidae.
CUAAAAUCAGGAAUGCGUCGCCUUUUCAGUUUCAACCUGGUCUGUGACUUGAAUGUUUGUAACCAAAUUUUUUUGCGUUCAGAGAGAGGAAGGGAAUCUCAGUGAGGCUGGUUAAGUAUGGCACAGUUAUCUGUACUGGAUGCUUUGAAUGCAACAGACUGAGCCUUACAAAUUAAGCUUUCGGUGUAUAAGAAUGAAAUCAGGGCAAUACAAAUACGAUUGUUAAAUGAUCAUAUGAGAUGUUGGUACCAAAACAGCUGAAGGUGAAUUUGCAGGAUGCAAUCCAGUGUUUGGCUAAGUAUGAUCAGUACUAAAUCUAGGCGAAGUCACGACUGUGAUUUUAAAAACAUAAUAAAUUAAUGUUAAUAGCAAAAUAUUGUGCAUGUUAGAAGUCCUACUGAGCUGCUGCAAAUUCUCUCGGGUCUGACAGCAUCUGUGGAGAAAGACUUGACAUUUUGACUCAAGUUGAAGGAUGGUUGAACGUGCAAGUAGUUUGUAGAAUACCACUGUUCAUUCUAUAAGCAAGACCUGAGCUUCAGGUUGCAUGUCAUUUUAAUUCACCAUCUUGAGCUCAUGGUUUUUAUCUCUGCUUACUGCAGAACUUAAGAUGAGGAGGUGCCGGUGUUGGAUUGGAGUGGACAAAGAAUACUUUUGGCCUUUGGGCGCUUUUGACAUUCUCCAAUUAAAAUGAUACAACAAUCCAAAAAAUGGAAGUAACCAAACAUUUGAAACGUUUAUUUGUUGGGGGAUUACAUCACACGGUCUCUGAAAAUGAAAUUAAAGAAAGGUUUAGCACAUUUGGUGCUGUGACAGAUGUGGAUCUUGUAUUCAGGAAAGACAAUGAAGGUAAUCCUAUUAAGACGUUUGGUUACAUUAAUAUCAAUGCUUCGGAAAGAGAAUUAAAACAAUGUAUUUCGAUUCUGAAUAAAUCAAAGUGGAAGGGUGAAACACUGCAAGUUGAAUUAGCCAAAGAAUGUUUUUUACAUAAGCUUGCUCAAGAACGACAGGUUGUAGCUAAAAAUCAGUUCAAACAACAAGUUAACAACACAACAAAAGUGGUAGAAUCUCUAAAGAAAGCUGGUGUUGAAAACUUCAAUAUCAGGUCAGCUGUACCAGGAACAGAAAUACCUGAGCACAAGGAUUGGGUUGUGAGUAAAUUUGGACGAGUGCUACCCAUCCUUCAUCUGCGGAAAAACGGUCAAAAGAAAAUAAUAAAAUAUGAUCCUUCUAAAUAUUGUCAUAACAUCAAGAAACUUGAUCAUGUGACAAAUUCUGAAGUCACAACCCCAGUAACCAACCUAACAUGGCAUCUCGAAGAAACAGAUGAUGAGGAAAUAAGGAAGAAAAAACGGGGGGACUUCCCUGCUCCAACACAACCUGCUAAGAGAAAGAAGCUGUCUGUCAGCAAAUACCAUGUGGUGGAUUCCAAUGAUUCUGACAGCAAUUUCACAGCAAACAUGUCUUCAUAUGCAGUAGAAGAUAAUGGCAAAAGUGGAUCUAAUAAGGAUAGAUUUAUUGCUGUGACAGAGAACAAGUUUGCUUUCUCAAAAUUACCUUGUUCUAUAAAUCGAAAUCUUGGUAGACAAGAAACUAAUGCCUCUAGCAAAAGUAAUACUUGGUCAAAAGCUCAAAUCGCAUGUCAUCACUCUGGCUUUGAAGAACAGGAAUUGAUCAGUGAAAGAGAGAAUAAUAAAACUGAAGAGCUUAGUCAGGCAGAACAUAAACUACGAGACAUGCCUUUGGAGGUAGUUGGUGAGGAUUACGUUUUAAGACAUCAGACACAUUGGGCACUAAAUGACUUGAGGAAAGAAAUUUUGGAAGACGUUAAUAGUGGUAGUGAGUAUGAUUCUGCUGAUACUGAUGAAAUUAUCUCUGGGAAAAUGAUUUCUCACAAAAGUUUGCCAAGAACAAAAUUUAGCGAAAAACGAAAUCCUUUGAUUUCUAAUACUGAAGGGGAUCCGAAGAAAAAGGAGUGUAAUUCCAACAGUAAUAGCAGUAAUGAAGAUUCCGAGGCAGAGAGUUCUGAAUCCAAUUUGGAUUCUGAUUAUGAAGAAAUGAUGAAUAGCUGUUACCGAAUAGACUUAUCGCUAACUGAUCUUGAACAAUUGGCAAAUAGUUCUUCCAAAGCCAAGAAAGAAAAUAACAAAUUGCAAAGCGAUUUGAAGUUAGUUAAAAAUAUUUCAUUACAGCCUUCCCUAAUAAACCCAUUGCCAUCAGCUUCAGGAACAAAGAUUUCUCAGAGCAUGCCUGCCUUGAAGAAAAACACCAUACUGAAUAAAAUUGCAUCAGCUAUUCAGGAUGAGGACAGCAGUGACUGUGAAAUAACACCAAAUAAACAGCUGAUUAACCCAUCUCCUUCAAAAAAGACAAUGUCUCUGUUCAAAUCAAAGGAAGAAAAUAGCAAAGGAGAUAAAUUAAUUAGUGACCAAUUAUUUUUGAAAGUGAAGAGGAAGAUGUAUAAAGAAUCAGAUAGUGAUUCUGAAACCUCAGCCGUUGACAAAAAGCAGAAAGUUAAUCAAACUAAGAAUGUGGUAUCCUCUGAUUCUGACAGUGAUGAGAAAAGUAAUUUCAAACCACCACCAUUUAAAGGAACAAAAUUUCUUCAAUUCAACACACCCACCAUGACCAUUCCUAGCCACAAACCUAACUUUGGUAUUUCUGAAAAUAAAACUGAAAAGUUGAAAUCUGUAAUACAAAACUUGUGUAACUCUGAAUUACUAAAUGGAGAAAGAUGUGGUGAUUGUGGAGAUGCCAAUGAGGCAGUAAAUGCUGUGAAACAAAAGAUGGUGCAUUUUAAGCAAACUGAACUUCCAAAAUUUGAAGCCUCAACUUUACUUGUUGUUGAAACCAGCCAUGUGAAGGAAGAGAGAGAAUGUAAAGCUGGAAUUGAUAAAGAUGUUAGGAACACUGCUCGUAGUUUAGCUGCAGGGACUCCUCGAAAUUCAGAGAAAUAUUUAUUGGACAAUCAAAAGAGGUUGGCUGCAUUACAUGAGAGACAGAAAGAAACAGAGAUGCAGAAGAAACUCAUUCAAGGAGCCCUGACAAAUUUGGACAAUCAGAAACCUGACAAAGGGAAACACAUUGUCUUUGAUUUUGAAGAAGAGAGUGAAAACAAUGCACUGUUUAAAGAUGUUGGAGAAAAUUUUAAAGAAGAAGACACAAAAAGUCAAGGAAAAUUGCAUGUUGAAAAAGCUUUUGAAAAUAGAACCAUUGGGAAACUGUUUGAUAGUGAGGAGGAUAAUGAAGAUGACAGUGAUGAAGAUUACAAUGGAAGAUUCAAACUUAAACCUCAAUUUGAAGGAAAAGCUGGUCAUAAGCUGUUUGACUUACAAUCACGAUUUGGAACUGAUGAAAGAUUUCGCAUGGAUGAACGAUUUUUGGAAAGUGAAGAUGAAAAUACUGUAUCUUCUAGAAGGUUUUUUUUUGCAGAAGAAUCUGUUAUGGAUAAAGGCCAAAGUUCUGAAGAUGAAGAGUUUGCUGAUGAAAAAAAGAGGGCACUGAACAUUUUACAGAGUGUUAUCCAAUUUGAUGGUGAAAAGUCUGAUCUCCGGAAAGAACAAACACGAUUCAAAAAAUUCAAAGAUGUUUCUGCUCUACGAUACGAUCCUACAAAGGAAGAUCACAUAGGCUUUGAAAGCAAACUAGAUGAUUCCACAAAGAAAAGCAAAAAAGAAAAAAGAAAAGCAAAAGAAGAAGCUGAGAAGCUUCCGGAAGUAUCAACAGAAAUCUAUUAUGAUGUUAAUGUGGACUUGAAAGAAAUGUUCGAUUCCGGGACCAAAGUGAACGAAGUCAAAUGGGACAUGAAAGAUGAUAGUCAGGUUCAAGAUCAACCUAUUGAAUCUCCUGAGACUGUUGAUUGCCUUUUAAAUGGUAAUUCGAAAGAAGAUUUGGCUGGUUUUACAUUUUCAUUCUUUGAUGAUGCAACUUCUAACACUCAAAAACCAGAACUCGGGUAUCAGAUUGAAUCAAGGCAUAUGACAGCAUUUCCAUGGCAAGAGGAUCCUCGAUUUCAAGAUAGCUCCUCUGAAGAUGAUAAUGAUGAAGAGAAAGAUUUAGAAAAUUGUGGAAAUAGCACAGAAAAAACGGAAGUAAUAUUUUCUAAGAAGAAUGCGAAUCUAUUUUUCUUCUUCAAAGAUGAUCAAAGGCUGAAAGAUGGCCCAAAACUAUUCUGUCGAACUACAGAUCUUGAAGAAGAAAAACAUAUUUGGGAAGAAAAGAGGACUCUGCUGAUUGAGACCCCGAACCUUCCCGGUGUAACCUUGGAGCAGGCAUCCUUUCUGAAAGCCCCCGACAAUCCAGGAAAUACAGGAGGCGGUGAGGCAGCUCCAGAGUGGUAAAGCGCCCGGCCCGGA